Messenger RNA from Gossypium arboreum, 1045 nucleotides. RefSeq lists its product as uncharacterized. Gene Ontology annotation, molecular function: metalloexopeptidase activity. The record is from RefSeq and is a predicted model, not a curated record. NCBI's taxonomy places the organism in Eukaryota, Viridiplantae, Streptophyta, Magnoliopsida, Malvales, Malvaceae. The transcript has 4 exons. Gene Ontology annotation, biological process: proteolysis. The coding region runs from base 343 to 702 and encodes 119 amino acids.
AAAAAAAAGGAAAAUCAAAAUCUCACUCACCCCAAAAAAUACCUUUUGGUUACCCGCUCGUUACUCCCUCUUCUUCUCAUCUAUGUCGCUCGCCCUAAAUCCCCCAAAAAAAUUUAGCUACUCUUCUUCUACACUUUCCUUUAACUUCAUCCAUCUCUCUUUCCCUUCUCCAUUAUACACCCUUCUUUGGACUUUUUUGUGCUUUCUUUUGAGGUAAAAACAAGGGGAAGGUAACACUGCUGUGAAGCUCAGCUUUGGGUUUUCUUUUUUGGUUUAGGUAAUGGUGCUAAGGCUCGAUGGCACAAAUGUUUCGGGGUUUAAAUUCCUCUUCUUAUUGCGGUCAUGUAUGGUCUCAUGUCCAUCCUUGUUCACUCCAUAAUGUACACCAAGUUCAUCACGCCUUUGGGGAUCGAUGCGUCUCUCAAUCGUUUCUUUGAAGCCAGAGCUAUCGAUCAUGUUCAAGUCUUAGCACAUGAAAUCGAUGGUCGUCAAGAAAGGCGUCAGGGUUUGAAAGAAGCAGCAGAGUAUAUUAAGGCACAGUUGGAAAGGUUGAAGGAGAGAGCUGGGUCAAAUUUCAGGAUUGAGAUUGAAGAGAAUGCUGUUGGUGGGUCAUUCAAUAUGAUGUUCUUAGGCCAUGGUAUAUCAUUUGGUUAUAGAAAUCAUACAAAUAUUUUGGUGAGGAUUGUCAAUUCCUACUUUUGAUGUGCCAAUGUCACCAAAGAAGGCUCUCCAUGCUGCAAUGCUGAAACAUCGUUUUACAGACACUACUGGAUCAUGUAAAGUUUUAUUUUGGAUGCUAACAACGAAAAGGUCUUCUAAUCCUCUCAUCAAAUGGAAUUAAAAAGAUGAAGUGAAGCUCUUUAUCAAAUAACAUGUUCACUUAAAUUCUUUUUACUUGCCAUUAUAGAUUUUGAACUGCUUUAAUCUAUGAACUGUUAAAAUACUUAGCUUGUUUUCUUGCUUGUGUCUACCAUUUCAAUCUUAUCAGGAUGAUGCAAUAUGUGCCUUCCUAUACAAUAAUAAAUUUGAAACCAAAUUCCACAGU